ACUUUACAGUGAACAGGUCGGUAGGGUUAAGGCACGAAAAAAUGAGGCUGGGAAAAUGACGCAUGACGAGAAAAUUUCUACAAUGGCCAUCAAGGAUUAAUUAAGGCCGUUGCUGAUCCAACAUCCAACACCUAUUACACUGCACAAUGGCACCCAACGAUACCAACAGCAACAGCACGAACAUGUCUAUCCAUCACAGAAAAGCUGCAGUUUUGGUGUUGUUCUGGAUCCUGGUCCAGUCUAGUAGCCCUGCCGUUGGCUUUCACAACAACAACAACAAUCAGCUGACUCCAAGAUCUCGCCUGCCAAAGCCACAUCCAUCACCAUCCAUACAAGCUGACAUUUCCCAUGGCGGCGCUAGCAGCAAAUCGGAACAGCAACAAGGCACUGCUACCAUUCCCAAUGAAAUUUUCAAUCUAGUCAAAUCCAUUGUCGGUGCCGGAGUUUUAUCCCUGCCGGCUGGCAUUGCCGCGUUUGGCAAUGCUCCCAGUGCCCUCCUCCCAGCAAUCGUGUUGAUUGCCAUCAUGGGGGCCAUUUCCGCCUACACAUUCUCCAUGAUUGCUCGCGUCUGUCGCAUGACACAUGCCACGAGUUAUGCCGAUUGUUGGGACAAGACACGAGGCAACAUGGCAUGGAUCGUGGCGGCAUCGUCGGCACUCGAUUGCUUUGCCGGGAAUCUCACCUAUUCCAUGGUACUGGCGGAUACCUGCAAGGAUCUAUUGGCGGCAUUUGGCAUUGUCACGACGCGAUCCAAGGCACUGCUGGCAUUGACAUCCGUGGUUCUUUUGCCACUCUGUUUGGUCAAGAAUCUGGCAUCUCUAGCGCCCUUUUCGUUGGUAGGAAUCAUGGGCAUGGUAUACACAUCCAUUGCCAUUGGAACACGGUACUUUGGUGGAGACUAUAUUGUUCCAACGGGAAAGUUUGUCCAAGACUUGGCUCCUGGAAUGAUUCCUUCCUUUGGGAGCACGGGAGCCAUGGGGGCACUGUCUCCCAAAUCACUCAUUCUCGUUUCCAUGCUGUCCACCGCAUACAUUGCUCAUUUUAAUGCACCCAAGUUCUACCGAGAACUCAAAAACAACACCAUGGCUCGCUUCAACACAGUGGUAGCAUCCUCCUUUGGACUUUCCAUUGCCUUUUAUGCCUUGGUUUCGUCCAUGGGAUUCCUCACCUUUGGAUCGGCCACAGCAGCCAUGAUACUUAACAACUACUCCACCAAAGACACACUCAUCAGUCUGAGUCGCUUUGCCGUCGGAUUAUCCUUGAUAUUCUCCUACCCGCUCUUGUUUGUGGGGACACGGGAUGGGUUGUUGGAUCUGGCGCAAGUACCGGAAUCCAAACGAUCGGUGCUUCUUUUGAAUCAAAUCACAGUGGGAUUGGUGGCCAUCCUGACGGGUUUGGCCCUCAAAGUGACGGAUCUUACCUUUGUGGCUAGUAUGAGUGGAGCUCUGCUGGGAACGUCCCUGAUUUUCAUUUUCCCCACGCUCAUGUUUCGUGCCGCCGUUGCAAACAGCAAGAAUCCAACUCGAGGGCAACAACUCGAGAGCCGUUUGUGUGCUGUCAUUGCAGCUUUGGGGGUUGCGAUUGCCGGUGUUGGGACCAAGAUGGCAUUGCAAUAACCCAAAAUGCAAGAGUACAUAAUAUAUACCGUAUGUGGGUAACUACACUUCUCGUAGUAGCUAGCUAGCGGGGGGGAAAUGAGAUUAUCAAUACUAUAAUCACAAGCUAGCAUCUGGAAAUCCUUCUG
Molecule: messenger RNA, 1744 nt
Organism: Seminavis robusta
Lineage: Eukaryota; Bacillariophyta; Bacillariophyceae; Naviculales; Naviculaceae
Source: the annotation of a GenBank genome assembly